AUGUUUAAAUCGCACACAGCACCAUUUAUGGGCCACAUACUUACCCCUGAUGGUCUCAAACCCAGUGCAGAGGUUGCCAAAGCAGUUCUCGAAAUGCCCCAACAUGAAGACAAGGCCGCAACUCGCCAUUUCCUGGGCACCAUCACCUACCUGUCCAAGUUUUACCCCAACCUCAGCGAGAUAGUCCGUCCACUCCGGGACCUCACUCACAUCAAACAAGAAUUUAUCUGGGCAGACCAACACUCUGAAGCAUUUAGAAAGGCUAAACAACUAGUCUCUACAGCUCCAUGCCUACGCUACUUUGAUGUACAUGCUCCGGUGGUACUCCAAGUUGAUGCUUCAGAUUAUGGCCUUGGUGCCGCAGUGAUACUGGCAACCUGUUGCUUACAGCUCCAGUUCACUCAUACCUACUGA
Messenger RNA from Paramuricea clavata, 414 nucleotides. The record is from the annotation of a GenBank genome assembly. Lineage: Eukaryota; Metazoa; Cnidaria; Anthozoa; Malacalcyonacea; Plexauridae.